CGCACCUCUCAUCGACAAUCUUCACUUCACCUUGUUAGGCCAAAUAUUUUCCGUUUGUUUCUCGAGAAAAUUCCGAAUUCUCUAAUGGCGAAACUACGAUUACCCUAAAGCACUCAUCUCCUGGAGUCAGAUAACAACAUAAUCACAGAUGUUCCUGAACAACGUAACCCGACGGAAGCUAGCCUCUCUGCUACGGCCAUGGCUUCGAGAAGAGCCCGACCUCGAACUCAAAUUAGGGCUUCUCAAUUCCCAUGCGGUCGCCAAGAACCUCCGCUUCGAUACUUCGGUUCUCAACCAGCUCUUCGACGAAUCGUUCCAGUUUUCCUUCAAAGAGGUCACUGUCGAACACUUAACCGUUCGGUUCUCGAACUGGUUCGUCCCUGCCUUUUCAAUCGAAUUUCAAGGCGUCACUGUGACACUAUCACCUGGGGAAUUGAUGGAAGAGAGAAAUGUAGAACGUAGGCCGAAACCGAGGGAUAAAUUUGCAGAAGAUAUGAAGAAGAAGCUUUCUGAGAUUGAUCCUGAGGGUAGUGCUUUGCGUGGUGUUCUCGAAAAGCUCUUGGCCACUUCUCCUUCAACAAAUAACUUUAGGACAACCCUUAGCAAUCUGAUACUUAAACACUGCCAGCUUCGAAUGCAUGACAUCAAUGUGCAAGUGCAGGGUGGUUUUCUUUUCCUUGAAAUAACAGCUUUGGCUACCUUCGUCAACUGUUUUGCUUCGUAUCUUCAUUGUUUCGCAAAUCUUUUAUCUGGUUUACAAUCAUCUGAUGAACACAUCGAAGAAGCUGAAAUAUCUGUGGAUACAACCAGACCAAAUGAUCAUUCUGUUCAGGAGUAUAUGCAAGAGACUCACUGUACAUCUCAACAGGCCCAAAUCACACAGAUGGAAGCUUUCAUCUUAAAUAUUUCUCAUUUUUCUUGUGUUCUUAUGAUUGAAGACGAACAUGGUGGUAUGCAGGAACUUGUGCUUGAGGUUGAUCUCCAUUUGAACUUUCAUGUGACAAACAUGAGAAGAAAACUCGUAUUUGAUCUGUCUCGCAUGUCAAUCCUUUCUCAGGCCUUUCAAGAAAUUGUGGAAAAUGAAAUCCAAAUUCCUCAUUUUUCUUCUGUCACAUCAAAUGUUUUUCCGUCUGAUGUUGUAUCUGGAGGUUCUGCUGAAUUUUCUCAUCAUGGGGAUAGGAUUCAUCCUGUUAAUGAUGCAAGCUGUUCAAGAGAUCCUGGACCACAGGAAGAGUUUUCUGUACAUAAUUCUCUGCCUGAGGCCUUCCGUCCAAUUCAUCAGAAUUAUAUCCUGAAGCAUGCAGGUGCCGUCAUAUCAGUUGAGAAGCCUUUAAAUGAUUCUUUGUGCUUAAACGAGGUUUGGGUUGGAAGUGGAUCUAUAUCAUGUUUUGAUAUUACAAUAUCUCUGUCUGAAAUACAGAUGCUCUUGUCUAUGAUUUCAUCUUUCUCUGGGGUAUUCAAAGAGGAGAUGAUCAGUGAACCGGAUAGAAGGCACCAGUCAAGUAAUGAGGAAUUCAAAAACAGUUUGGAGACGAUGAUUCCUAACGGUGCAAUAGUUGCAAUUCAGGAUGUCCAUCAACACAUGUACUUCACCGUUGAGGGCGAGGAGAAUAAGUUCAAUUUAGUGGGUGUAGUUCAUUAUUCUCUUGUUGGAGAAAGGGCUCUUUUCAGGGUCAAGUAUCACAACCAAGGGAGAUGGAAGUCAUCAGUUUCGUGGUUCUCCUUGAUAUCAUUGUAUGCUAAGAAUGAUUUAGGGGAGCCAUUGCGCUUGAACUACCGUCCAGGAUCUGGUUUUGUUGACUUAUCUAGCGCUAAUGAUAAUGGGUGGGCACUUUGGAAAGCAAUUUCUUGUGAGCCUGAGAAUUCUGAGGGUGACAUUGACUGGGAGCCCAACAUUCAAUUGGUUCAAAGGACCUUUUACCUUUUGAACAAGAAGAGUGACUCUGCUGUUGCCUUUGUAGAUGGAAUUCCAGAGUUUGUUAGGAAGCCUGGAAAUCCAUUCAAGUUGAAAGUGUUCCAUAAUGCUUCUGUAGCUCGUGACAUAAAGAUGGAUAGUUACCCUGGGGAGGCAUCUGGAACUAGUCUGCAACAUGAUGCACUCAGAGAUGACGGGAACACUUCUGUGAGAAGUGGAAAACUCCCUUGCAUUGAUGUUACUUUUGACAAAAUUUCUUUGACCAUUUUCCAUGAACUUGUACAUACAGAAGACAUGUUUCCUCUCCUUUGUGGUUGUAUUGACCAAACCAAACUUACUGUCCAAAUUCUCCCUUCUAAAACUAGGGUUAUAAGCAUGUCAACUGCAGUGCUACAUUACUUUGAUGCACAAAAAAACUUAUGGAGAGAACUUCUCCACCCAGUUGAAGUAUGCCUUUUCUAUCGUUCUAGCUUCCAACUUCAGGGAUCACAAGCUGUUUCGCAUGGAGUACCUGUUCAUAUCCACUGCAGAACUAAAGAGUUGAAUAUAUCCCUUUCCGAGCUUUCACUGGACAUACUUCUCUAUGUGAUUGGGAAAUUGAAUUUAGCCGGUCCUUAUUCGGUGAGAAGCAAUAAGAUUUGGGCCAAUUGCUGCAAGGUGGUGAACCAGUCAGGAUCAGACCUUCUCUGUCACUUCUUUGACAAGCAAAGUGUAACAGUUUCUAGAAUGCAGUCUGCAUCCGUUAUUUUAAGGUGCUCGGAUUUGGCAAAUCAACCUCCAGAGAUUGCUUCAGUUGUUUCAAUCCAACUUGCAGUUCCUAGAUCUUUUGUGACUAAAUCAAUUGAUGUCUCUCUCAUAGAAGCUCAAGUAGUUGCUUGGAAAACGCAAAUAACGUCACUUCAAGAUUCAAAAAGUUUCCCUGGCCCAUUUGUUGUUGUUGAUGUUUCAAGAAAAUCUGAGGAUGGUUUGUCAAUUGUUAUUUCUCCUCUGAUAAGAAUACAUAAUGAAACUGGAUUCCCUAUGGAGCUACGAUUUCGACGAGCUCAGCAGAAGGAAGAUGAGUUUGCUUCAGUGAUGCUAAAUGCAGGUGAUACAAUUGAUGACUCCAUGGCCAUGUUUGAUGCUCUAAAUCUUUCUGGUGGAAGAAAGAAGGCACUGAUGUCUUUAGGUCUUGGUAACUUCUUGUUGUCUUUUAGACCUGAAAUUCCAGAUGGCUUAAUGACUUCCAAGAAUUCACUUUCAGUGGAAUGGUCAGAUGAUCUUAAAGGUGGAAAGGCAGUUCGUCUCUCUGGAAUUUUUGAUAGAUUAAGCUACAGAGUGCGGAAUGCUUUGUUUACAGAGUCGGUGAAAUGUUCCUUCAGCACUGCACAGUGUACCCUUAAAUCUGAAGGGGCCAGUAUUUCUGACAUGCAUUUUCUGGUUCAAAGUAUUGGGAGAAAUGUUCCUGUUGUACAACCUAAUCGGUCUACAGAUGUCCUCGAAAAUAACAAAUCACCAGUUGCAUUUCAAGAGCAAAAGGAUAUUUAUCUUCUUCCUACAGUACGCGUAUCCAAUUUGUUGCACACGGAGGUACAUGUAUUUUUAAGUGAAUCAGAUCGAUGUUACACUGUUGGGUCUGACAACGACAGGAAUCAAUCAACCAUAUCAUGUGGUUCAAUGGUCGAAUUUUAUGCCAAUCCUUCCAUAAUUUACUUUACUGUUACUUUGACUGCUUAUAAUUCAAGCUGCAGACCAGUGAACAGCAGUGACUGGAUCAAAAAGUUACAGAAGCAGAAAAGUGAUGUCCCUUGUUUGGACAUUGAUCUGGAUUUUGGUGGGGGCAAGUAUUUUGCUUCCUUAAGAUUGUCUCGAGGGAACAGGGGAACAUUAGAGGCUGCUAUCUUCACAUCAUAUUCCCUGAGAAAUGACACAGAGUUUACCCUUUAUUUCUAUGUGCCUAAUAAGAGGCCUCUUUCUAGGGAUGAAGCAGAGAACUAUGGUUCGGGCAUUCCUCCAGAGUUUGGAUCAUAUUUGCCUCCAAAGACAACCAGAUCAUGGUUCUUAAAACCCAACAAAGUGUGUGUCAAAUUGCUAGAAGAUAAUGCAUCUGAGACACUGAUCGACUUGGAUGCUUUAUCAGGCCUUGCGGAGAUAAGCUUGGAAGUCGAGGAAGGAUCUGGAGUCAAAUAUAUUACAAAGCUUGGGGUUUCCACGGGACCACCUUUGAGUAGAGUGGUUAUACCAUCACAAGUAGUAACUAUGGUCCCAAGACAUGUUGUAGUUAAUGAGUCAGAACAACGUAUCAUAGUUCGUCAAUGUUAUUUACAGGAUGACUCAGUGGGCAUGAUCCCCAUAAACAGUAAGCAGAGGGCAACUCUACAGCUGCAGGAUGGCAUGAACAAGAAGAGAGAUUUCAGUUUAUUUGAGCACAUUAUGAAAAAGCACAGAAAAGUUAAUGAUGAUUCACUAAUAUAUCUUCAGUUUCAAUUGAAUGAGUCUAAAUUAAGUUGGUCAGGGCCUGUAUGCAUUGCAUCACUAGGAAGAUUUUUCCUCAAAUUCAAAAAGCCUCAUAUGGACCAAGUGACAGCACUAGAAAGCAGUGUAACAGAAUUCGCUGCUGUUCAUGUUGUGGAAGAAGGUUCUACUCUUGUUUUACGCUUCCAUAAACCUCCAAAUGUCAGUCUACCAUAUCGGAUUGAGAAUUGCUUGCAUGAUGUAUCUAUAACUUACUACCAGAAGGAUUCAUUGGAGCCAGAGAUUCUUGGAUCUGAAAGUGUUACUGAUUAUGUUUGGGAUGAUUUGACUCUUCCGCAUAAGUUGGUUGUCAGAAUCAAUGAUAGUCUUCUACUACGUGAAAUUAACUUGGAUAAGGUACGGGCAUGGAAGCCUUUCUACAAACUACGGCAACAGAGUGGGUUGGCAUCUCAUUUACCAUUGGGAAAAAGAUCAGUAGACCAGAGGAUUGAUUUUGGUGAGUUAAAUGCCAUGGAGAUGGUGAAGGUGGGGUACGAAGUAUAUGCAGACGGUCCAACCCGGGUUUUGAGAUUUUGUGAGAUUUCCAGGAGCCACAAGGGAGAUAAAAUGUUUCAUUCAUGUGAGAAGAUUCAACUAAGAGUUCCACAAUUCACAAUCCUCCUACUUGAACAUGAAAAGAAGGAUGGAGAUGAUAUGGAGCCAUCAGCUUACACACCAAUCUUAGCUGCUAGAAUUGGGAAUAUUAACUUUGAUUCUCUCUUUACUCAUGAGCAAAAAUUUAGCCAGAUCUGUGUACAGUCAGUGAAUUUGGAGCCCAAGUGGGUGGGGGCUCCGUUUGCAGCAAUGCUUCGUAGACAUGAAUCCGACUACAAUGACUCAAAUGACUGUGUACUCAAAAUUGUUGUUGUCUUCCUUUCAACCAGCUCCAAUGUCGUACAAGUUAAAUACUCAUCUAUUGCUCUGCAGCCAAUGGAUUUAAAUCUUGAUGAGGAGACAUUAAUGAAAAUCGUCCCAUUUUGGAGAACAUCUCUUAGUAACUCCAAGAGUCAGCAAUACUAUUUUGAUCAUUUUGAGAUUCACCCGAUAAAGAUUUUUGCGAACUUUCUUCCUGGGGACUCGUAUUCAAGUUACAGUUCAGCUGAGGAGACUCUAAGGUCCUUACUGCACAGUGUAGUAAAGGUCCCUGCGAUUAAAAAUAAGGUUGUAGAGCUCAACGGCGUUAUGGUCACUCAUGCUCUGAUAACGAUGCGUGAAUUACUUAUCAAAUGUGCACAACAUUAUUCAUGGUAUGCCAUGAGGGCUAUCUAUAUUGCAAAAGGAAGUCCAUUGCUUCCACCAGAUUUUGUGUCAAUCUUUGAUGACUUGGCUUCAUCCUCUCUUGAUGUCUUCUUUGAUCCUUCCCGUGGGUUAAAAAAUCUUCCAGGUUUGACUUUAGGUACCUUCAAGUUAAUCAGUAAAUGUAUUGAUGGUAACGGGUUCUCAGGGACAAAACGCUAUUUUGGUGAUCUAGGAAAAUCUUUGAGAACAGCGGGGUCAAAUGUACUCUUUGCUGCGAUCACUGAAAUAUCAGACUCUGUUUUGAAGGGUGCAGAAGCAAGUGGUUUUAACGGAGUGGUGACUGGAUUUCACCAAGGAAUAUUGAAAUUGGCUAUGGAGCCAUCAUUACUGGGGACCGCUUUGAUGGAAGGUGGCCCAGAUAGAAAGAUUAAGCUUGACCGGAGUCCUGCGGCUGAUGAGUUAUAUAUUGAAGGUUACCUGCAAGCCAUGUUGGACACAGUGUUUAGACAAGAAUAUUUGAGAGUCAGGGUCAUCGACAAUCAGGUUUACCUCAAAAACCUACCCCCGAACAGUUCUCUUAUAGAAGAGAUUAUGGACCGUGUGAAGGGAUUUCUUGUGAGCAAGGCAUUGCUAAAAGGAGAUCCUUCAAUUACAUCUCGCCCCUUGAGUCAUCUUCGAGGUGAAAGUGAGUGGAGACUCGGACCGACUGUGCUGACAUUAUGUGAGCACCUGUUCGUGAGCUUCGCCAUUCGAUUGCUGAGGAAGCAAGCGAAUAAGUUCAUCGCCAGCAUCAAAUGGAAUUCGGAGGGUGACAAUGCAAAGGCAGUUGUGCCUGCAAACCCUGCUGAGGUAGCACCCAGGGUUAAGUUCGCUUGGAAAUGGGGCAUUGGGAAGUUUGUUUUAUCAGGCAUUGUAGCAUAUAUAGAUGGUAGGUUAUGUCGUUGUAUUCCUAAUCCGGUAGCCCGUCGCAUUGUCAGUGGCUUUUUGUUGACUUUCCUCGAUAACAAGAACAACGAAUGAAACUCCUUCCCCGUUUGCA
This is a messenger RNA of Prunus mume (Japanese apricot), 6686 nucleotides long. NCBI's taxonomy places the organism in Eukaryota, Viridiplantae, Streptophyta, Magnoliopsida, Rosales, Rosaceae. The record is from RefSeq and is a predicted model, not a curated record.